This is a messenger RNA of Hemisphaericaspora subhashii, 984 nucleotides long. RefSeq lists its product as uncharacterized. NCBI's taxonomy places the organism in Eukaryota, Fungi, Ascomycota, Pichiomycetes, Serinales, Debaryomycetaceae. The record is from RefSeq and is a predicted model, not a curated record. Gene Ontology annotation, biological process: catechol-containing compound metabolic process. Gene Ontology annotation, molecular function: ferric iron binding; catechol 1,2-dioxygenase activity. The transcript has a single exon. Bases 1 to 984 code for a protein of 327 amino acids.
AUGCCAUCUGCACUCAAAUUAGUCGACAUGAGUGAUGAAACCAUCACCGAAAACACCAUCGCCAUCAACUCCCAACAUAAAGAUGAACGUCUCAAAUUCCUCAUGGCAAAAUUAGUCCAACAUCUCCAUGAUUUCGCCCGUGAAACCAGACUCACCACUGAUGAAUGGUAUGCCGGUAUUGAAUUCUUAACCGCCACCGGAAAGAUGUGUUCUGAUAUCAGACAAGAAUUCGUCUUGCUUUCAGAUGUGCUUGGUCUUUCUGUUCUUGUUGAUGGUCUUUCUCAUCCAAAACCAAAAGAAGCCACCGUGGGUACUUUAUUAGGUCCAUUCCAUACUCAUGAUGCUGAAGAUAAACAAGAAGGUGACUCCAUCUGUUCUAAAGAUUUAGGUGAACCUCUUUUGAUUGAAGGUAUCUUAACUGAUACCAAGGGGAACCCAAUCCCAGAUGCUAAGAUUGAUUUAUGGCAUUGUGAUGCUAAUGGAUUAUAUGAUACUCAAUAUGAAGAUCGUGAACAUCCUGAUAUGAGAGGUAUUUUCACCACCAAGGAAGAUGGUAGUUUUGUUAUCAAGGCAUCUAAACCAGUUCCUUAUGCCAUUCCUCAUGAUGGUCCAGUUGGGAAGAUGUUACAAAAGAUAAAUAGACAUCCUUAUAGACCAGCUCAUAUUCAUUUCAUAAUUGAAAAACCAGGUUAUGAUAAAUUGAUUACCGCUUUAUAUCUUCGUGGUGAUAAAUAUGAAUUCUCCGAUGCUGUGUUUGGUGUUAAGUCUGAUUUGGUAUUUGAUUUAGAACCAUUGGGUGCUGAAAGAGCAGCUCAACAUGGUAUGAAGGCUGAAGAUUGGUAUUUGAAUUGGGAUUUCAGAAUUAUUACUGAACAAGAAGCUACCGAUUUGGUUACUUCUAAGAAUGUUGAAGCUUUGAAGAAGAGUGGUGAAAAUUUGGUUCUUAACCAAGAUGGUUUACCAGUAUAUGCUCCUUUAGAUUAA